This is a messenger RNA of Pollicipes pollicipes, 408 nucleotides long. RefSeq lists its product as uncharacterized. The coding region runs from base 1 to 408 and encodes 135 amino acids. Lineage: Eukaryota; Metazoa; Arthropoda; Thecostraca; Pollicipedomorpha; Pollicipedidae. The record is from RefSeq and is a predicted model, not a curated record. The transcript has 5 exons.
AUGUCGGAGUUCUUCGAGUGUCGCAGCGGCCUGUCGGAGGAGACGUUCAGCUGGCAGGUGCCGCCGGGCGUGCUGCAGGCGCUGCCGUUCUUCUGGGGCCUGGCCGAGGACAUGGACGAGUACCGGCGUGUCGUCUGCUCGCUCAGGUACCUGAUGCUGAAGGCGCAGGCCGGGCUGGCGGCCGAGCUGCUGGGGGACCUGCGCGCCGCCCAGCUGCCCGACUCGCCGGCGCGCCGGCUCUACCUGGAGCACCCGCACGUGCGCGAGGUGACCGAGUUCGUCUCGCACAGCCUGCACCUGUUCUUCAGGUCCCCCAGCCUGGUGCUACAGCAGGCGCUGAACGAGCCGGCCGACAGCUGGCCGGCCGCGCCCACCUGUCCCCCAGCCUGGUGCUGCAGCAGGCGCUGA